ACAAAUUCCGGUCCCCUGAAAUUGCAUAGAGCUGUUUUUCAUUCACAAACACACCCCAAAGCUAGCAGUUCCGACCUGUGUCUCUCUUAAUCCAAACAUACAGGCACAAGUAUAAGGCAGCUAAAUAAUCUAACAAAAUGUCUACGAUGAACAUGGACUAUGAUAGAACUCAACCAGAGGCCCGCAACAUUGACAAUGAGAUUCAACAAGCACUGAGCUGUUUUGGUUCCCGUGCCAUUGAAGGUCAAGCUCAACAGAAACAAGCCACGGGCAGCGCAGUUCCCAUCGACCCGUCGAUCACUGAUGGUACAAACAAAGACACGACGAGUUCUGAAUUUGCCAGAUCCACAGCUGAGGCCGCGGUGAGAUCUUCCCAGAACAACAAGCAAUCAAGUACAAACAAGGUAUCGAAGCCUCGAGUCAACAAGCCAGGUCAAAAGUUUGGAGCGAAGAAGAAAUCUUGGGUUUGGAGCUGGUUUAUUCAGAAUGAAAAGGAUUACAACUCUGCAACGUGUGACAUUUGCGAAAAGGUGAUUAAGCGUCUGCCUUCUGAUAAAGGCUCGCCGAAGAAACUUGGCGAACAUUUGAGAACUCACAAGAUCAACAAGGACUCGCCGAGUCCAAGAAGAGAUGGCAUACUGAUCCAUUCCGAAGAUGGACAGCGCCAUUACUUCAACACCUUGAACCAGGCUACAGAAAGUUUUAAGCAGCACCCUUUAUCACACGACACGACGGAACCGCCUGCAGAACAACAGGAGCAGGAAGAAGAACAAGCGGACCUUGCCUCCUCUGAGUUUGAACAUGGAGAAUACAGUGCAUUGAGAUUCCAGAAGUAUGUUAUGCGUUUCCUCGUACACAACAAGCUUCCGCUCUCGAUUGUGCAAUCACAAACGUUCAGACAAAUCAUCUACCACCUAAAACCUAGCGCAGUGUCUCAUUUGGAUGAACUGAGUAGCAUGUACGGGUCACUGUUAGAUUGUAUCCAAGCUGAGAUGGAUGCGGAACCAAAGUCUAAAGAAGCCGACAACGGUAACACUGUCACUACUGCUGCUGUUGCGGCAGCUACAGCGUCAGCAGCUGAUGAGCCAACUCAUGAGAGUAACAAUUCAAACGUUGACGAACAGUUAACGAAUGAAGGCACCAGUGAAGUAUGGGUUUAAACAUCACCGCACAUUUAGUACUGUGUUCUUCUUCUAUUUCUUGUUUAAUUUGUAUAAUUCCUCUCCGACUAGCCAUUUUCCAAUACCAGUAGUGAAAUGCUCAAUAUCAAGCAAAACACCAAGCUCAGAAGAGGUAGAACUCACUCAAAACUAAAUCUGAGGAAAAACCACUGCAAAAGAGUAACUAUAUAUAAGACAAACUAUAUAGUAGAAAUGCUUAUCCAUCCA
Molecule: messenger RNA, 1388 nt
Organism: Williopsis jadinii
Lineage: Eukaryota; Fungi; Ascomycota; Saccharomycetes; Phaffomycetales; Wickerhamomycetaceae
Exons: 1
Coding region: 138-1160 (340 amino acids)
Molecular function (GO): DNA binding
Source: RefSeq, a predicted model, not a curated record